Messenger RNA from Peronospora matthiolae, 825 nucleotides. The record is from the annotation of a GenBank genome assembly. NCBI's taxonomy places the organism in Eukaryota, Oomycota, Peronosporomycetes, Peronosporales, Peronosporaceae.
AUGCCGCGCUGCAUUUGCGUCGAGUGCGGCGCGCCCGUCUCAGCGCUCGUGCGUGAUUACGGCAAAGGCAACUUGCGGCUCACGAUCUGCAGCGUCUGCAAUGCGGUUGCCGACAAGUACGUCGAGUACGAGACGAUUGUGCUCUUCCUAGACGUGCUGCUGCUCAAGCCGCCAGUGUACCGCCAUGUCCUGUGUAACCUGCCAGCCCCUGUCUCUCUUCGCACGACGCUCAAGCUCUUUGUGAUUCUAGUGAUGCUGGACAUGAACCUCAAGGCUUAUCUCGUGGACCAAGACGCGGGAGUGACUUUUCGGGCCACAUCCAUGUACAAAAUGCCCGACGCAACGCGGCCAUUUUUGACGUCUGGGCGACGGAUCGGGCAGUUUGCCCUGCACUUGCUGUGUCUUUCCCUGCUGGAGAACGUCGUGUACUUUGCCAGUGUCUUUGCUGGUAUCUGGCUCGAUCCUUUUCGCCGCCAAUGGCGAGUCAAGUUGCAGACAAAUGGACACGAAGCGCGUGUCGAAAAUACCAGCGAUGCACCGUGGAUGAGGUGUAGCAGUGCUCUCUGCAUUGCUAGUUUUGGCAAGCUGUUUGCGCUCAUGACGGUCAUUUGGGAAGUCCAUUGGAGCUUCGUGCAUGUGAUUGGAGCGCUGGUCGUUGUGUCAAAUGUGCUGGCACUGCAGUUGCUGCUGGGCGAGCAAGAUCCGGCUCAUGCGACGUCGCUGCAUGUUGUUGCAGUUGUCGCGGGUGGAACAGUUGCUAAAGCUGCUGCUCAACUUGCACUGUACGCGAUGGGCAACUCAGUGCUCUUCCACGUACUCGUCUAG